Molecule: messenger RNA, 1818 nt
Organism: Callorhinchus milii (elephant shark)
Lineage: Eukaryota; Metazoa; Chordata; Chondrichthyes; Chimaeriformes; Callorhinchidae
Gene: b3gnt2l
Product: UDP-GlcNAc:betaGal beta-1,3-N-acetylglucosaminyltransferase 2, like
Exons: 2
Coding region: 238-1437 (399 amino acids)
Cellular component (GO): membrane
Molecular function (GO): protein N-acetylglucosaminyltransferase activity
Source: RefSeq, a predicted model, not a curated record
CCGACCCGCCCGGGAAUCGAACCUCUGGCUCGCGAGACGAGAGCCGCGGAGACAAACCCCCGACUGUCUCACACACACACACACACACACCGGUUGUUAUCAGAGACCCGCAACGAGGGAAGGAAACGGUUAAGGCAAGUCUGGGGGCAGAGAGGUUGUCCGGUCCCAAAAAAAUACACACGUCCGCAGGUCUGAGGGGACCACACAGCAGCCGUCGGGGAUAAGGCACCUCCUCAGAUGAUGCGUUUGAACGUUCAGAAUGGAGUCGUGUUCGGAGUCUUGGGAAUCUGUCUGAUCAACGUCUUCGUGAACAUCUUCAGAAUCCCGCAGCGCGGGUACCGGCCGAGGAACCUAAACAACACCUCGGAGACAACCCAACCGGUCGCCAGAGUGGAACUGAUCCAAAUUUCCCAUCAGUUCAAGAACUUUGUCCCAGUGAAGAGUGCCUUCUGGAACAAGCGCCAACAUCAGAUGUUCCAGCUGGUGGACCUACUACUGGAAACAUCGGGGGUUUACAUCCCGCCCCGGUGCCAGCUUACCGACGGGCACGGGAGCAUCGACAACUUCAACACCUACCCUCAGCCCCUCAAGGACUUUGUGCGAUACAUUGGCUGUAGGCAUUUCCCGCAGCUCAUCGACCACCCUCGCAAGUGCCAGCCCGAGCCCUUUCUGCUCUUGGUGGUCAAGUCGGUGGUGGGCAGCUUCGAGAGGAGGCAGGCCAUCCGGGAGACGUGGGGCAAGGAGGGCAAGGUGGAAGGACUGGAGGUCCGAUUGGUCUUCCUCCUGGGCUCCAGCCGCGGGGAAGGUUACGGGCCGAACCUCAAGGCGCUGUUGGGGUUCGAAGACGGGCUGUACGGGGAUCUGCUCCAGUGGGACUUCAGGGACACCCUCUUCAACCUGACCCUGAAGGACACCUUGUUCCUGAGAUGGGCCGACACCCACUGCCCCGGCGCCAGGUACAUCUUCAAAGGGGACGACGACAUCUUCCUCAACACGCCCGCCCUGGUCAGCCACCUCCGGAGCCUGAACCAGACCGAGACCUCCUCCCCCAUCUAUCUGGGCCAAAGCAUCCUCAACGCCAGCCCCUUGCGCGACCUCAAGAGCAAGUACUUCAUCCCCUCCACGCUAUACGAAGGAGCCUACCCGGGGUACAUGGGUGGAGGGGGCUUCGUGUACUCGGGCUCCCUGAUCAAACCCCUCUACGCCGUCUCCCACUACAUCCCCUUUUUCCCCAUCGACGACGUGUUCACCGGCAUGUGUUUCCUGGCGCUGGGGGUGUCGCCCACCCACCACGAGGGGUUCAGGACGUUCGAUAUCGACCAGCGGCACCGCAGAGACCCUUGCGUUCACCGAGACCUCCUCCUCGUUCACCAGCGAACCCCCCUGGAGGUCACCUGGCUCUGGGAAGCCGUCCGUAACCCGGAGCUGAAGUGCUAGGAAACCCACGGCCAGCGAAGAGGUCGCAGGUGUUAAGAUAACGGGGCGAAUUCUGACGAGGAGAUUGUCAAGGAACCCCCCGGUUAUAAUUUGCUCGGAACUCGCUGUUCGGGUGGAAAAGCUCCCAACGCUCCUGGGAAGCAGAUUCGAUACUAGUUUUUCCCGAAGGGAAUUGAAGAGGAACAGUGCGCAGGGUUACGGGGGAAGAGUGGGGACCAGUCGGGGUAAUACCCAUCCGUUGGCUCUGGUCAACGUCUUGAAUCUCACGGCUCUCACCUCCUCCUCCUACCCGACCUCCCCCUAUAUCUCCCCGAACCCGAACACAACCCGGGUGUCAGGUUCGACCCCCAAUUAUCCUUCCUCCCCCACAUCCGGUCCCUC